CAAAGGGAGUGGUGCAUGGUAUCAGACACUGAUGAAACGUCUUUCUUGUUGUUUCAGCAACGUAUUGAGAUUCAUAAACUGCGCCAAGGGGAAAACCUAAUCCUUGGGUUUAGCAUAGGCGGGGGAAUCGAUCAAGACCCAGGACAGAACCCCUAUUCCGAGGACAAGUCUGACAAGGGUAUCUAUGUAACCAGAGUGAGCGAGGGGGGACCAGCUGAAGUAGCAGGUCUACACACUGGAGACAAAAUUAUGCAGGUGAACGGCUGGGAUAUGACUAUGGUAACCCACGAUCAGGCACGGAAAAGGCUCACUAAGAAAAACGAAGACGUGGUGCGCCUGCUGGUGACAAGGACAAAUCUGGAGAACGUUGUCCGGCAAUCGAUGCAAUAAGCGACUGGAUAGAGACCAAAACAAAUCCGUAUUUAUAACACAUGCAGAGGGUGGAGGUAAUAGAAAAGGGUAACAAGAAGUGGCACGUCACGUUGACAAAGAUUUCUGUUGAUUUUAUUUUAAAUUUUAAUUUCAUGCCUUACUCCUGUUUCGUGCUCUACCUUUUUACUAUGCAAACAGAACCCAAUUAGCCCUAAUCUAGAGCCACCUGACGCUACCCGAGUUAAACAAGACUAGUGUAAUUAGGAAACCAGUGUGGUAUCAAAGUAAAACAGAAUUUAACACUGCUAGGCAUUUCAGUGUGCUUUACAAAUGUUCUGGGAACAUAUAGAGGGGUCAUACUUUUAACAAAAUGUUUUUUUUGUUUUUUUUCAUUUCAUACAUCCAUACAUAAUCGAUACCAAAGUAAAGGAGAGUCCCAGGUGCUAGCUGGAAACGCAAUGUGGGGUAUGGUGCUGUCUUUAUUAUCUAACCAUUCUUCGAAUGCCUUUUAAACUUGCUAUGUUAGCUGUUAGCUAAACCCUAAGAGAUGGGGUUAGUUAGAGGGAACAAUAACAUACCAACAAGUGCCUUUGUUCCUUUUCCUUUAAAAGCUAUCAGCAAUUAAACCAAAACUAGAGGGGGGAAUGGGGACCACUCAAAGGACGUGGUUUCCCAUGCUUUCUUGUACAUGUAUUUUUACACUGAAGCAGUAUUAAAAUUACCUAAGCCAACAAGUGAUGCCCCUGCAUCAAUAUACAUUUAACACAAACUAAAAGUGGACUUUUUUUAAAAUAUCAGACAGGCUUACUGUGGAAAAAAACAAAACAACUGAGUGCUGUCUACUUCCUGGCCCAGGGCUUGGGUUGCUAAGUCUUUUAAAAUGAUUGUAAUCCAGUUUAAUUAGGCUCUUGCUCACAAGGAAAAGACGUCAUAAAGACCUAUUAGUCCCUUUGUGUAACUGACUGAAUGGGCGUUCUACCAGAUAUACAAUACCAAGCCAUAUUAUUAUAUAUUUUCUAUACGGUACCUCCCUUAAUUUCUUUAAAGAGCUUUUAAUCUGUGUUUGCUUUUCAGUAACUCUACCCACAGCGCUUCCUUUAAGACAGCAGAUAGUCAUUCGGAAAGUUUCUAACACUAAUUUUCAAGAAUCCCAACCGCAUUUACUCGGUUCAAUGUAUUUUUUUUAUUGUAAGCUCUUUUGUUAUAACACUAAUUGUUCUGAUCUGUGUUAGCUAAUGGUUAUGUCCAGGAUAGCAGCUUGAUGCUGUCACCUGCCCAAUAACUAUUAGUCUUCCUGAUUUGUACUGCUGAAAGUAAUAACAUUUCUCAAAAAGUA
This is a messenger RNA of Polyodon spathula (Mississippi paddlefish), 1708 nucleotides long. RefSeq names its product tax1-binding protein 3-like. Gene Ontology annotation, cellular component: postsynaptic density; postsynaptic membrane; adherens junction. Gene Ontology annotation, biological process: neurotransmitter receptor transport, endosome to postsynaptic membrane; neurotransmitter receptor transport postsynaptic membrane to endosome. The transcript is spliced from 3 exons. Bases 16 to 390 code for a protein of 124 amino acids. The record is from RefSeq and is a predicted model, not a curated record. NCBI's taxonomy places the organism in Eukaryota, Metazoa, Chordata, Actinopteri, Acipenseriformes, Polyodontidae. Gene Ontology annotation, molecular function: protein binding.